CAACGACCUCCAGUUGCGGUCCCAAAAUUGCCUAGUUGAUCUUUCAUGCCGUGUCGUCUGUAGGUAAUAUUCAAUCAUGGCUGUCGGUAAAAAUAAGGGACUCUCCAAAGGAGGAAAGAAGGGAGUUAAGAAGAAGGUAGUUGACCCUUUCACAAGGAAGGAUUGGUAUGAUGUUAAGGCUCCAUCAAUGUUUAAUACCCGUCAAAUCGGGAAGACUCUUGUCAACAGAACACAAGGAACUAAAAUUGCUUCUGAAGGACUCAAAGGUCGAGUUUUCGAGGUGAGCUUAGCCGAUCUUCAGAAUGAUACUGAUGCUGAAAGGUCAUUCAGGAAAUUCCGUCUCAUUGCUGAAGAUGUUCAGGGCAGAAAUGUUUUGACCAAUUUCCAUGGUAUGGACUUGACCACAGAUAAACUGAGGAGCAUGGUGAAAAAGUGGCAAACAUUAAUCGAAGCCAAUGUUGAUGUUAGAACCACUGACGGAUACUUGUUGAGAGUUUUCUGUAUUGGAUUCACUAACAAGGACCAGAUGUCUCAGCGUAAAACUUGUUAUGCCCAACACAACCAGGUCAGAGCUAUUAGGAAAAAGAUGGUUGACAAUAUUACAAACAACAUUAGUAACAGCGAUUUGAGGGUUGUGGUCAACAAAUUGAUCCCCGAUUCCAUUGCAAAAGACAUUGAAAAAAUAUGCCAAGGCAUCUAUCCUCUUCAUGAUGUCUACAUUAGGAAGGUUAAGGUACUGAAGAAACCAAGGUUUGAGUUGAGCAAACUUCUUGAACUUCAUGGUGAUGGUAAAGGCUCUGAUGAACCUGGUUCUAAGGUUUCAAGGCCUGAAGCUUAUGAACCUCCAGUUCAGGAAUCAGUUUAACUUUUAUUAAUCGUUUUGUUAAUAAAAGUAUUAAAUUUUUGUCUUGUUUUAUCUAUU
This is a messenger RNA of Nezara viridula (southern green stink bug), 922 nucleotides long. The record is from the annotation of a GenBank genome assembly. NCBI's taxonomy places the organism in Eukaryota, Metazoa, Arthropoda, Insecta, Hemiptera, Pentatomidae.